GCGACUUGCCGGUAGGUGCCGUAUAAAAUAAGUGUGUCCAUAUAAUGCUACAUCAUUGGAACUCCUCGCCUCGAACAUGUUCCCCAGUCGGCAAAUCGCGGUGUUUUUGGUUUGCCUUUGCUUCGCCAUUCUCAGCGUUCAUGGCAAUCCGUGGCGCUGGGGACCUGGCUCAAAUAGGGAUCAUCCCUCUGGUGGACCCGCCUGGAAUGGCGGAGAUCAAUCCACCGAUAAUAUAAUAAUACACCAGAAAGACAAGGGCAACUGGCACUACUAACCAAAUGAGAAAGGCGUGACCGCAACCAAUUCGAGAUGCAUUUUCCAGUGAAUGUUUAAAUCAUUUUUAAUUUAUUCUGCAUUUCAACCGUUCUUCCCAGAACUUAACUCGGCGGAUACAAUACACUCCCUUAAUGGCAAUACUCAUUGAAAUAUAUGUUUUUUAAAUAAAAAACAUGUUUAUUAUUUUA
Drosophila biarmipes is the source of this 464-nucleotide messenger RNA. RefSeq lists its product as uncharacterized. The record is from RefSeq and is a predicted model, not a curated record. The coding region runs from base 77 to 274 and encodes 65 amino acids. The transcript is spliced from 2 exons. Lineage: Eukaryota; Metazoa; Arthropoda; Insecta; Diptera; Drosophilidae.